Sclerotinia trifoliorum is the source of this 514-nucleotide messenger RNA. The record is from the annotation of a GenBank genome assembly. NCBI's taxonomy places the organism in Eukaryota, Fungi, Ascomycota, Leotiomycetes, Helotiales, Sclerotiniaceae.
AUCUACAUGUUCUGAUUGCCCCGUUUUGUAACACCUAAGCCAGAAUUGGGUUUACCCGGAUAUAAGCCUCUUUUCGGAGCUAAAAUCUUACAUGAACACACCCCACUUGCCAACAAAUUUAUCAAAUAGAACUCGUCAUAUGAGUCUAGAAUUCUUUAAGUACGUUUUCCACGAUAUAAGCACCAAGUGGGGGGGAAUCUUACUGCAUAUGUAGGUCUCGUCUCAGUACACGCGGGAACAAAUGCUUCAUUCUUAUGAUAUAUGCAACAUACAUGAAUAAUGACGACAGCAUCCCUUCAAAAGUCCGAUAUGCGGAGUAUCUUAUGGCGAUGGAUGAAGUAGGAAGGAGAUUUCAGUUAAAGCUUGAAGACAUUGAUAAGUCGAGACAUUCAAGAUUUGAAAGCUCUCUUGAAAUUCUCUCAAUGCGAAAAAUCAGAAUGAAUCUGUAACUGCUCUGGAUAUUUCAUCUACUACAAUUUUUUCUAAUCUUCAAUAUGAAAUCAUACUUUCUGCG